CCUUCGUCCAUCGUUUGCCGACUGUAGCCAAUCUUCAAAGAGAAGCCAAAUCAACACGAGGUUACUUACCCGAGCAGUUGCGCUUUUCCGUUUAGUUGCAUUUCGAUCGUCAACUCGGCCGGCCGGUAGCUUGAAAGGGCUCUCGAUUCAAAGUUUCACUGUCGCGAGUGUAGUAUAGUGCAGUUUUGUAGUUUGCAGGACACCUAAUAGCUGGUUCCUCAAUUGAGGUGUUUAAAUCCUAUUCAAAGGUUGGACUGCAACCUGGUGGUUCGCCGGGGGUAGUUGCGUUUGGAUUUGCGGUUGACGAGCAGAAGGAGAACGUUAAUAUACACGACACGAGGAGAAUAGAGACCCGGCCCGGCGGGUAAUUUGAUCCCGCAACAUAUUUACAUCAGUGCAAUUUUAUUCCGUCUGUCUCCUCGGUUCCUGUGGAUGUUCGAAUGUGAAAGGUGCGCUCCAAUGGACUGCCAAAAUUUUGCGAUCCGCGAUCAUGAGAUGAGUUGAAGAGUGAAUAGGUCUAAUAUAGAUACAUACAUGACAUGCAAUGCAAUCGACAUACCAAGUUGUCUGAAACAAGUGAAGCCCAAAAAAGUUUGUUUUCUUACAAGUUUCCACUAUAGUGCGUAAAACGCAGUGCAAUUCUCAAUUAGAGUGAACGUAAAUCAGCUAUAACUGCAGUUACACUUUAUAUACACGCAUCAAGCAGAAAUCAAGUUCCACGGGUUAGGAUACUUCUUCUACAAAGAUAGUUGAUCAAUACACAUGGAAAGCCACAAGGAAUUCUUGGGAAAAUGAUUGGAUUACCAGUGGAAGAUCACAGCCGCAGCAUCUCUCGUAUCCAUUGAUUGACGGGAAUUGUGCAUUGGAGUGAACGAAAAGACAGUUGUAUACUAAAGAUUUCGGGAAUUAAACCCAACAAAGUGCUGUGCCGCGCCAAGAGGAAGCAGGAUUCCUCGAAAGAAAAUACGCUACUGUUCCGAUAAGAACGGCCAACCAGCACCACCAUGACAAUUAACACAGACGACCAGUAUGCCGAUAAUGAAAGCAAAAGCAACAUCACGUCUAGACGUUAUAGCACCAGCAGCUAUCAGGAUAUCGAUGAAGGUAUCAGCCAUGCGUUAAGCAGUAAUGACAAAUCCACGCUGAUUCAAGUUUGGAAACCUAAAAGUUAUGGUGCCGUCAAAGGACAGAUACCGCAGCACGCACGGCUCACAUACACGUGGAAGGAGAUCGACGUGUUUGGAGAGAUGCCGAGCGAUACCAAAAAGGAACCGCUAUGUAGCAGAUUGUGUUCAUGCUUUUCCCGCCAAAAGAAAGACUUGAAUCCCCGAAAGCACUUACUGAAAAAUGUCACCGGGGUGGCAAAGAGCGGCGAAUUGUUGGCAGUAAUGGGAAGUUCCGGGGCCGGAAAAACGACAUUGCUUAACGCUUUGUCUUUCAGAUCGCCACCUGGAGUAAAAAUUGCCUCUAGUUCUGUACGUGCAUUGAAUGGGAUACCGGUCAACGCAGAGCAGCUUCGUGCUCGCUGUGCAUACGUCCAACAGGACGAUUUAUUUAUCCCUGCGUUAACUACACGAGAACACCUGAUAUUCCACGCAAUGCUGCGAAUGGGUAAGAAUGUACCCAAGAGUGUCAAAAUGAACCGAGUCAACGAAGUAUUACAGGAGCUUUCGUUGGCGAAAUGUGCAGAUACAAUCAUUGGGGCUCCCGGUCGAAUGAAAGGUCUAUCCGGGGGAGAACGAAAACGACUGGCAUUCGCAUCGGAAACACUAACCGACCCUCAUUUGCUGCUCUGUGACGAACCUACCUCUGGACUGGAUUCGUUUAUGGCGCACAGCGUUCUACAGGUGCUGAAAGGAAUGACCCUCAAGGGAAAAACGAUUAUACUGACCAUACAUCAACCUUCUUCGGAACUGUACUGCCUUUUCGACAAAAUCCUUCUGGUGGCCGAAGGACGGGUUGCGUUCCUUGGAUCUCCCUAUCAAGCCUCGGAAUUCUUCUCACAGCUAGGAAUACCAUGUCCGCCAAACUAUAAUCCGGCUGAUUUCUACGUGCAGAUGCUGGCAAUUGCACCGAAUAAAGAAGCCGAAUGCCGGGACACGAUCAAAAAGAUCUGCGACUCCUUUGCCGUCAGUUCGAUCGCUCGGGAAGUAAUGGAGGUUGCCAAUUCCGGGAAGAACGUUGAAGAGCAAUACUUGCUGCAACCUAUGGAAGGAGUCAGUCGGACAGGUUACAGAUCGUCCUGGUGGACUCAGUUCUACUAUGUGUUGUGGCGCUCAUGGCUAACGGUGCUCAAGGAUCCGAUGUUGGUUAAAGUUCGAUUGCUUCAGACUGCGAUGGUUGCCACCCUAAUUGGAGCGAUCUACUUCGGACAGCAGCUGGAUCAGGACGGCGUGAUGAACAUAAACGGAGCGCUGUUUCUAUUUCUGACAAACAUGACUUUCCAGAAUGUGUUCGCCGUUAUCAACGUGUUUUCUGCUGAGUUACCGGUAUUUCUUCGUGAGAAACGCUCGAGGCUAUUCCGCGUGGAUACCUACUUUCUGGGGAAGACCAUUGCUGAAGUGCCGUUGUUCCUAGCUGUUCCAUUUGUGUUCACGUCGAUAACCUAUCCAAUGAUUGGACUCCAGAGCGGGGCGUCACAUUAUCUGACAACGCUUUUAAUCGUUGUUUUGGUCGCAAAUGUGGCGACAUCUUUUGGUUACCUAAUAUCCUGUGCAAGCUCAUCCGUCUCGAUGGCUCUAUCCGUCGGCCCACCGGUCAUCAUUCCAUUCCUAAUCUUCGGAGGCUUCUUCCUGAACUCGGCAUCGGUUCCGUCGUACUUUGAGUAUUUGUCCUAUUUCUCCUGGUUCCGCUACGCGAACGAAGCACUGCUAAUCAACCAAUGGAGCUCCGUUCAGGAGGGAGACAUUGCCUGCACCCGAGCGAACGUUACCUGCCCCAGUUCCGGGCAGAUCAUCCUGGAAACGUUCAAUUUUCAGGUGGAAGAUUUCCACUUCGAUAUCGCUUGCCUGUGUGUGUUGAUCGUGGUGUUCCGUACGGGCGCGCUGUUUUGCCUGUGGCUGCGCUCGCGAAGUAAGGAAUGAGCAUUUCUACGUAAGAACUAAACGUUAACCUUCGUUUUGUGAAUGCUGAUGAUGUAUGUAACCACAGAAUCAUUAAGAUUAGAAUAGCUUCAGUGUUUUAGUUACCGAGUAGUAGGUACCUAUUGUUCAAAAACUGAAAAAAAAUCUGAGCCAUAUAAGAAGCCAUCAACGUCAACGCUUGGAGGAAACCAAGUCCCGAAACUAUUGUGCUGAAGCAAAACCAACUGUUGUUUCAAAACUGUAAAUCUGUAAACAAUUCAUUCAAAAAUUUAACUCUUGUUUGAAUCACUGAAAGCUUAUCGAUCUUACUGAUAAUGUGUUAACCCUCACCAAUCUGGCAUUUAUAGAGAACGAAUCACGUAAAAAAAAUAAAGGACGUCAUCUCUAGUUAAGUCAUGCCUCCCGUGCAGCAUGUGUAGCAAUUAUUCCGACCAAAUCCCAAUGUAAUGAGCAAUCGUUUAUUUCUGGUAGUAGCGCAAUUUAGCUCGAUUAUUUUAAAUUUCAUGUAAAAAAUACUCACGUAGAUACCUAAUAAACUUUUUUUUUACAAAAUACAAAAA
This is a messenger RNA of Armigeres subalbatus, 3643 nucleotides long. RefSeq names its product protein white (gene w). Bases 1005 to 3083 code for a protein of 692 amino acids. Gene Ontology annotation, cellular component: plasma membrane; cytoplasmic vesicle membrane. The record is from RefSeq and is a predicted model, not a curated record. The transcript has 7 exons. Lineage: Eukaryota; Metazoa; Arthropoda; Insecta; Diptera; Culicidae. Gene Ontology annotation, molecular function: ATP binding; ATP hydrolysis activity; ABC-type transporter activity. Gene Ontology annotation, biological process: transmembrane transport.